This is a messenger RNA of Cotesia congregata, 597 nucleotides long. Lineage: Eukaryota; Metazoa; Arthropoda; Insecta; Hymenoptera; Braconidae. The record is from the annotation of a GenBank genome assembly.
AUGGUGCCCAUUUAUAGAAAUUGCAUGAUCUACCACGAUCUAACUCUCCAAAAUGAUUUUCUUAAAUUGUCCGAGCACAAUGCUGCUAUAAGAUUGGCUUUUAGCAUCUCUGUUGCACGGCCACUAGUACGAUGUUCUACUCAGUUUAAUGAGGAAUACGGUUGUGGACUUUGUCUUAACCCUGGAAAAGAAGUUAAAAAAGGGCAUGGUCACACUAGAGUUUAUCUUUUAGAGGGUAUCAAUGCUUUUGACGCUGACUGGAUGCACUGCGUACCAUUAGGGGUUUGUCGUCAGUUUUGUAACUUAUGGUUUUCUUCUUCGAACAAAGAUCAGAAAUAUUACUUUGGAUCUUACUUGAAUAAUAUUGAUAAGCUUCUUUUAUCUUACACUCCAACGAUUGAAAUUUCACGAACACCUCGGAAAAUGAGUGAUCGAGUACACUGGAAGGCUCAUGAGUGGGUUAUGUUUCUAUUAUGCUACAGUCUACCGACUUUAAAAAUAUUUAUUCCUAGAAAAUUUUUGGAUCAUUGGGCUUUGCUUGUCGACGGGAUUUCGAUUUUGGUACAAGCAUCUAUAUUGCCAUCGGAAAUAAUCUAA